AUGAAAGUCGUAGUCACGACUCGUAGCGGUAGAGAACUCAUAAAGGGUGGCCUUGAGUUCAGCGAUUCUGCUACUGUGGCUGAUCUGCAGGAAGCAAUUCACAAACGAACCAAAAAGUACUAUCCCUCUAGACAGCGAUUGACCCUUCCUAUCCUGCCUGGAUCAAAAGAGAAGCCUACUGUCCUUCAGUACAAGAAGAGUCUCAAAGAAUACACUGAUGGGAAUGGAGACACUUUGACUGUUGUUUUCAAGGACCUAGGUCCACAAGUCAAGUACAGCACCCUUUUCUUCUGGGAAUACUUGGGUCCUUUGAUCCUCUAUCCUAUCUUCUAUCACUACCCUGUGUACCGGUUUUUCGGCUACAAAGGGGAGCGAGUCAUCCACCCCGUCCAGACUUAUGCCUUGUAUUACUGGUGCUUCCACUACUUCAAACGUAUAAUGGAAACCUUUUUUGUGCACCGUUUCAGCCAUGCAACCUCACCCCUUUCCAAUGUCUUUCGCAACUGUGCAUAUUAUUGGAGCUUUGGUGCUUUUAUUGCUUAUUAUGUCAACCACCCACUUUACACACCGACCGUAGCAGGCUAUGUCUUCAUGGUUGUUGCUGCCUCCAUAAUGACGAACUGGGCCCUUGCAAGGCACCGUCGACUAAAGAAGCUAUUUGAUGGAAAGGAGGGAAGACCAAGAUAUCCCCGACAAUGGUGUAUGGAUCGGAGGCUCCAUCUUGGCAUCCCUCAGCAUCUUCCAGCAGCGCAUGGUUACUCUUUCACCACCUCUGCAGAGCGGGAAAUUGUGAGAGACGUGAAAGAAAAGUUAGUUUACAUUACCCUUGACUAUGAGCAGGAGGUCGAAACUUCAAAUACUAGCUCUUCUGUGGAUAAGAGCUAUGAGUUGCCUAGGAAGGACCAUUAUCGUAAUAUUGUACUCAGUGGUUGUUCAACCAUUUUUCCUAGCAUUGCUGACAGAAUGAGCAAGGAAAUUACAGCCCUAGCUCCAAGAAGCAUGAAGAUUAAGUUUUUUCAACAAAUCUCAUCCACCUCUUUCAAGGGUUUGAUGUGUACUGGUUCAAAGAGCAAACUUUACCCUUUUGAUAUGGAAAUGGAGGCUGAAAUUCAAGCAAGUAAGAGAAGGGUUGUUUUUAGAAGUUGCUCAAAUUUGCUUGAAUUGGCAGCCGUGGAUGAUUUGGCAAGCUUUAUUUCUCAAGUAGAAGAAAAGGGUUCUAAUGUUGAUGAGGUAAGCAUUUGGUAUGGCAGAAAUUUUGGUUCAAAGAAGAUGGGGUUUGAAGAGAGAACAUCUCUUAUGAUUGCUUCCUUGUAUGGAAGCAUUGAGGUUUUGAAGUACGUUAUUAGGUCUCAAAAGGUUGAUGUCAAUAGAGCAUGUGGCUCGGAUGGGGUAACAGCUCUUCAUUGUGCAGCGGCAGGGGGUUCAGAUUCAUCGAUUGAGGUUGUGAAGCUCUUGAUCGAUGCCUCGGCUGAUGUCAAUGUUGUUGAUGCCAAUGGGAAGAAACCUGGUGACCUAAUUUUACCGCGCAUGAAGUUCUUAAACAAUUCGAAGAGGAGAACCUUGGAAAUGCUACUGAAAGGGAUUAGUUUCGAGGCUGGUGAUCAAGAAGAAGAAGAAGGAAUUAAUCGACCCCUGGUAGCAAAAGAAGGAGGGAAUGAGAAGAAAGAAUAUCCAAUCGAUGUAUCAUUGCCAGACAUAAACAAUGGGAUGUAUGGAACUGAUGAAUUUAGGAUGUAUAGUUUCAAGGUGAAGCCGUGCUCAAGAGCUUAUUCUCAUGAUUGGACAGAAUGCCCUUUUGUCCAUCCUGGUGAGAAUGCGAGGAGGCGUGAUCCAAGGAGGCAUCACUACACUUGUGUCCCCUGCCCCGAGUUCAAGAAGGGAACGUGUGCAAAGGGUGAUUCCUGUGAAUAUGCUCAUGGCGUGUUUGAGUCCUGGCUACAUCCUGCCCAGUACAGAACCCGCCUUUGCAAGGACGAGACUGGAUGCCCAAGGAAAGUGUGUUUUUUUGCACACAAGCCUGAAGAGUUGCGUCCACUGUAUGCCUCUACAGGUUCAGCUUUGCCUUCACCAAAGUCCGUUUCAGUUAAUUCAAUGGAUUUGACAACAUUGAGCCCGUUGUCUCAUGGCUCAUCUUCUUUGAUAUACCCUAAUACCUCAACACCACCAUUGUCACCAUCGGUUAAAUGUUCAUCUCCAAUGGGUGGAAGCAUGUGGCAGAACAAGGCAAACCUCACGCCUCCUGCUCUGCAGCUGCCAGGAAGCAGACUCAAGACGAUUCUGAGUGCAAGAGAUAUGGAGUUGGAUAUGGAAUUGCUUGGAUUGGAAAAAAUCCGAACCCAAUACCAACAGCAGCAGUUGGCAGACAAGAUGGCUAAUCUCUCAUCCCCGUACAACAAAGUUACAGAUUUGAAGCCUACCAAUCUUGAUGAUGUUUUCGGAUCGCUUGAUCCUUCGUUAUUAUCUCAAUUUCAGGGUCGAAAUGGGCUUCAGAUUCAACAAAACACAAGCCAACUCCGUUCAAGCUACCCUUCUAACCUGUCAUCCUCGACAGCAAGGAUGCCGUCCACUUUUGGAUACGAUUCAUCUGCAGCAGUAGCAGCAGCAGUCAUGAACUCGAGAUCUUCUUCGUUUGCAAAACGCAGCCAGAGCUUCAUUGACCGUAGUGGUGGAGUUGGCCAUCGGUCCUGCCUUUCUGGUGCUGCUAAUUCCCCGAGUUUGAUGCCCUCUAAACUUUCAGAUUGGAACUCCCCUGACGGAAAACUCGACUGGGGCUUUAACAGUGAUGAGUCAAGCAAGUUUAGGAAGUCGGCCUCUUUUGGAUUUCGAAGUGGUAAUGCUGCGGUAUCAACAGCAAUGGCUACAACAAAUGUAGACGAGCCAGAUGUAUCUUGGGUUCAUUCAUUAGUAAAAGAUGUCCCCUCCAGCGGUGCGGGAGCUUGA
Molecule: messenger RNA, 2940 nt
Organism: Fraxinus pennsylvanica
Lineage: Eukaryota; Viridiplantae; Streptophyta; Magnoliopsida; Lamiales; Oleaceae
Source: the annotation of a GenBank genome assembly